AUGUCUCAAGAUAAUUCAACAUCUAGUAACCGCUUUUCAACUCUUUUUACUUCGACGCUUCUUCACUCACAUCAAUACAAUGGAACACCACCACCACCAUAUAAGUCUGUAUCUCCAUCCACUCAAUUACCUAGUUAUAAUGGCGAUACCAAUGUACCUGAAGACGACGAUAGAGUUAUUAUUAAUGAAAGUCAAAACACCAAUGAACCCACAUUAACAUCCAAAAGUGAACCAGCUCUUAGUGUAAGCCUUAGCUCAACAUAUAAAAUAGUACCUAAUACGGAGUCACAAGAAAUGAUAUGUAUGGCUUCACUUGUAACAAGCGAUUACAUUCCAGAAGAAGCGAAGGAGACCGGUUCACAUGCCGAUAUAGUUCUCAUAUUAGAUGUUAGUUCUUCAAUGUCUGGAAGUAAAAUUAAUCUCCUUAAAGAGAGUUUAAAUUUUAUUGUCAGUGAACUUUCACCAAAAGAUCGAUUAAGUUUAGUAACUUUUAAUACUUAUGCAAAGCGUAUCACUCCAUUAUUGUAUGUAAAUGAAGAGAAUAAAAGUAAACUUUAUCAAGCUAUUCGAAAUUUGAGAGCUAAUGGUGGUACCAAUAUUGGAAAUGGUCUUAAACUAGGUUUGGAUAUUUUAACUCAAAGAACAACAAAGAAUCCUAUUACUGGAAUGAUUUUACUUUCUGAUGGUAUGGAUAAUAAGGAACAAUCUUAUGAACAUUUAUAUGAAAGAGCUCGUGAAGCAGAGAUUUCUAUUCACACAUUUGGUUAUGGAUCUGAUCAUGAUUCAAGAAAACUCCAUACUGUUUCUGUAAAAACGGAAGGAAGUUUCACUUAUAUUUAUGAAUUCGAACAAAUUAAACAAUGUUUUGCUGGUUGCAUUGGUGGUCUUGUAAGCAUUUCAUGCUGUGACGUAAAAUUAUUUUUACGAAUCCCUGAAACAAUUAAAAACGUUAAAAUAUCUGAAGUACUUAGCAAAUAUGACAACACUAUUAGUGAUAAUAUGCUCAGUGCUCAGAUUAAUAUUCAUAACUUGUACGCUGGCGAAAAGAAAGAUUUAUUAUUCUUGGUCAAAAUGUUACCUACCGAAACUGAUGAUGAUUCUGAAUCAAAUGAACUUAAAAUCAUUGAUGCGGAUGUUAAUUACUUUGAUAUUCACAAAGGAAUUAGAAUAAAUUGUCUUGAAUCUCCUGCAACUCUAAAAAUAAUCCACACUACUUCCGAAAUCGAUCCAUCUGACAACCCUAUCAACUCUCAAGUAAUUCAGCAAAAAUAUCGUUAUCUUACUUCAAAAGUAAUUUUAGAUGCUUCUAAUUUUGCUGAAAAUGGCAAUUAUGCUAGAGCACAAUUAAUUAUUAAUAAUCUGAAACAAGAAAUUCAACUUCAUCGUAAUGAAUCUCCUGAAUUUUAUGAUAUCCUAAUAGAAGAUUUAAGCAUGAUUGCCAGACAACAAAGUAAUGCUAAUACUUAUCAAAGUGGUGGAAGAGCUCAUUCUCUGCAGCAAACUUCGGCGCAUCAUAAUCAACGUUCUUGGGGAUCACGAACUAGGUCUGAAGCUGCUUACCAGUCUCCUACUGUUCAAAGAUAUUCAUCGAGAUCUGUCAAUCUUGAAUAA
Molecule: messenger RNA, 1611 nt
Organism: Dentiscutata erythropus
Lineage: Eukaryota; Fungi; Glomeromycota; Glomeromycetes; Diversisporales; Gigasporaceae
Source: the annotation of a GenBank genome assembly